Messenger RNA from Chrysochloris asiatica (Cape golden mole), 519 nucleotides. It is a transcript of the gene RPL23, whose product is annotated as ribosomal protein L23. Gene Ontology annotation, cellular component: cytosolic large ribosomal subunit; ribosome. The record is from RefSeq and is a predicted model, not a curated record. Lineage: Eukaryota; Metazoa; Chordata; Mammalia; Afrosoricida; Chrysochloridae. Gene Ontology annotation, biological process: translation. Gene Ontology annotation, molecular function: structural constituent of ribosome; large ribosomal subunit rRNA binding. The coding region runs from base 58 to 480 and encodes 140 amino acids. The transcript has 5 exons.
UUUAUAUCCCAAUGUCCUUUGUUCCUACUUCCUUUUCGUCUUUUUCCGGCCUUCAAGAUGUCGAAGCGAGGACGUGGUGGGUCCUCCGGUGCAAAAUUCCGGAUUUCCCUGGGUCUUCCAGUAGGAGCCGUGAUAAACUGUGCUGACAACACAGGAGCCAAAAAUCUGUAUAUCAUCUCUGUGAAGGGGAUCAAGGGACGACUGAACAGACUUCCCGCUGCUGGUGUGGGUGACAUGGUGAUGGCCACCGUCAAGAAAGGGAAACCAGAGCUCAGGAAAAAGGUACAUCCCGCAGUGGUAAUACGACAGCGGAAGUCAUACCGAAGAAAGGAUGGUGUGUUCCUUUAUUUUGAAGACAAUGCUGGGGUCAUAGUAAACAAUAAAGGUGAAAUGAAAGGUUCUGCCAUCACUGGACCAGUUGCCAAGGAGUGUGCGGACUUGUGGCCCAGGAUUGCAUCCAAUGCCGGCAGCAUUGCAUGAUUCUCCAGUAUAUUUGUAAAAAUAAAUAAAACUACACCC